Messenger RNA from Anneissia japonica, 3687 nucleotides. RefSeq names its product TBC1 domain family member 17-like. The record is from RefSeq and is a predicted model, not a curated record. Lineage: Eukaryota; Metazoa; Echinodermata; Crinoidea; Comatulida; Comatulidae. The transcript is spliced from 9 exons. The coding region runs from base 36 to 1043 and encodes 335 amino acids. Gene Ontology annotation, biological process: activation of GTPase activity. Gene Ontology annotation, molecular function: GTPase activator activity.
AUCCUUUCCAAUCAACUAGAAGGGAACGUGAAACCAUGAAACUAGAGUACUAUUUUAAAUAUCAAUCUUUGAAGCAAAGAUGGAAAAAAGUUCUCAAGUUGUUGAGUCCUCCUGGAUCAGAAGAUGAAUUUGAAAUGCAUAACAAUUACAAGUCAUUAAAAACAGGCCCACAAAGUUCCAAUCAUGCUCUGCAAAUUGACGAAGCCCAACAAGAAAUAUUGAAAUUUCAGGGAGACGUCUACGCAAAUAGACAGCCACUAAGGGAAGAUGAUGCUUCUUCCAUUAAGAAAUAUAUAAGAAUCAUUGACAAAGAUGUCCCUCGAACCGAUAGAGAGCACCCGCUCUUUGCAGGUGACAAGAAUCCAAACCUAACACUUCUUCGUGACAUUCUCAUUACGUUUGCAGUUUUCCAUCCAGAUGUGACAUAUGCUCAGGGAAUGAAUGAUAUUCUAAGUCGGUUUCUAGUAAUCCUGCAAGAUGAAGUGGAGGCGUAUUGGUGUUUUACUUUCUACUUAGAGAAUGUGUACACCGAUUUUCUAGAAUCUGGAAUGACUAGAAAAUUAGAAUUGUUAAGGGAUCUAUUAACUGAGAUAGAUAAUACUUUAACGAAACAUCUGGACACCUUGGAAGUGGGGGAUUUAAUGUUUUGUCACAGAUGGUUGCUGUUGUCCUUCAAGCGGGAGUUUGAAUUUGAUGAUGCUGUCUACUUAUUUGAGAUCAUUAGUAGUCAUCAUCUUGAGUUGUCUUCCUUAGAAGCAGAGCGUGUAAGGCAACAGGAAAUUGCCAAAAACUUCCAAGAAUCUGCAGGUAGCAAACAACAUGAGUGUAUGAGGAGUAUGAACAAGGAUUUCACCUUUGAACUAUUCCUGAGCGCCACCAUUCUGAAGCGCAAUCGUGACAAACUGCUCGGUUGUCAAGAUGCGGCCUCUGUGUUCCAGUGUAUUUGUGCCUUAACUAAACAAAUGGAGGUGAAGGUUCUACUUAUUGAAGCUGAAAAACUAUUGUUAAGUUACUGUCGAAAAUCAGUUCGAGAAUAUCCCUGAGGUAAUUGAUAGAAGAGAGACGUGUGGGAAGAUUGGCAAAUUGAAGAGGCUGUAUGUACGAAUAAUGUAAAUCCUUGAAAAAGCGCCGCUCUCGAACAAGCACCGCACCCAACAUUUUUUGUGCCGUUUUUGAAUAAGUGCUACGGCGCCAUGCCAAUAUUUCUUUGUUGAUAAGCGCCGCUCUCAGAUAAGCACAGCACUGAAGCCUAAAAAAAUGUUAUAAGCGCUGCGGCUCUUAUUUGAGGAUUUACGGUAUGCGAAAAGAGAACUGCCAUUAUUCUUAGCACAACUGAACAUUGAUAAUUGCAUUUUUUUAGUGAUCACUGAUUGAUUAGUGAUUGAUCAAUUGAUUAAUGAGAAAAUGAGGAGAUUGGAUGGGUCUGUUGUUAUAAAAGUUAAGUUGGAAUACUUUUCCUAGAAAUGAAUGUUUGCAACUCUAGUGUUAAUAGUCCUAUGCAACAUCCUAAAUAUUAAAUUAUAUAAUUGUAUAAUUGCCAAAACAUUCACAACUCUUUUUUGUUAAAGCCGGGUACUCAAUGAAUCAUACGAUAGUCGUACGACCGGAGAAUAUACCUGCACUUCCCGGGAGUACUUGACGACGCAAAGCCGUCUGCUGAUUGUGAGUGGCUGUCUAAACAGAUUGUCAUAAAAAACAAUCACAUUGGCGUACGACCAUCGGGCGCGAGUGCCCAGCUUACAUGAGACAUGUGGUCCGAAUGUAUUGUUAUUGUAAAAGAUGCUUCCAAAUUCUCUCAGUACAGUACAGUUGUACUAUGUUUACCAAUGAUUUUUAUAAGUACUUUUAUCAGGAAUGUACUAAAUGUUUUCAAAAAGCAUUAUUCAGAUGUAAAUAUUUUUAUAAUUUUGCUAAGUUUAUAAUACAACCAGUUUAUCACACUAAAAGUGAUAUAGUGUGCAACCUCUUGCUAUUAUUAAUAAUAGUGCUAACAUCAAGCCAGUAUUUUUAGCUGCCAUUUAGUGUAAAGCUGCAACUUUUCCUGGCUUCCAAUACCAUGGUCAUGGGUUCAAGUCUUGUCUACUCCCUAAGCCUCAUAAUGAGCCUUAGUUUAUCAAGCUUCACUUUUAAUUUACAAGUGGAAGAUUACUUGCUGUUGAAUCAAAAUAGAAUACAAUUUUAAAAGAAAAGUAUAUUUAUAAAUUUCUGUAAUAUUUUAUGUUUAAUCAGCUUUAAGAAGGGUUAUUAGAUCACCUUAGUAAUCUUGAAUCUAUAACGAGCAAUUAACUUUGUGUAGUUGUUGGCAGAACCAGCUUUUUAAGUUUGUACCUGUGCUCAGGUUACGCAUGACUGCACAUUGUUUAAACAUGAUAGUGAAAACUAUGACAAUCAAUACAGUCAAAACUUCAUCUAACACUUUAAUAGAAGGUAUUAGCUUUAAAUCAAAAUUUAGAACAAAGUGUUUUCCUCAUGAAUUAACAUAUAAUACAUUUUCCUAAUGCACAGAAUCUUGUUUUACUACUAUUGCGGUUUGUUAUAGUGAACUACUAAAAUUUUUACUAGUUUUCAAGUUGGUUUUCGAUCUCCAUGGAGACGAUGCCUGCUUGAUGCGAGUCUCAUUUCCAUGUGUUGUGGGAUUUAGGUGGUCAAAAUUUAAUAAAUAAUUGGUAAGCAAUUUAAGCUUUAUUAAUGCUACAUUCCAAACAAACGGUUUAAAUACCAAAUGUUACUGCAUAUAUGAAUAUUGGUACAGUACAUAAAAGUAUUUAGUAUUAGUGUUAUAAUUCUAAUGAUUUGUUAUACAUUGUAUUUCAGUGCAAAUUUGUUUUGGCCUUUUAAAUAGCAAUAAUAUUUAACAUGAUCUGUGUCGGAAAACACUAGCACUGAUUGCUUGUAAAUACUCUAAGAUAUGCUAUUAUAUAGAGAGACCCAGAAGGUGGUUAGAACAGAUAACUACAACUCUAUGGAUUUACUCUAGCCAUGCUAUGUUAGGCAAAAUACUAAUAUUAGUUGAACACUUUCACUGACUGGUUUCAUUAUUAUACUGCAACCAUAGAGUUUUAACCUAGUUUGGCCAAGUGAUGGAACACUUUUUUGUAUUAUAAAAAAAUUAAUAAGUGGGGAAUAUAAGUUAAGCAGUGAUAGUGGUCGCUAUUUGCAGCUGGUUUUGACCUAGCAAAUAAGUACAUUAUGGAUAUUGGUAUGUAGCUACAAGAAAUGAGAGAUUAUUAUUCAGAUACAUAAUGACAAAAAAAACAAUACAUUUUGCAAAUCUGUGCUUCAAAGCUCUGUAUUUUGAAGUUUUAUACUUAUUUAGAGAUAGUACUGUAUCGAUAAAUGGCCAUUGCUUGUGAAAGUUGAAUCCGUCUUGUGGCCUGUGUAUUAUGUGUGCUGGAUGAAUGUAACAUUAACAUAAUUAUAUAUUUUCAGGUAGGCCUAUGUGUACUGGACAAUUUUACAGCUGAAUUGACUAUAUAUUGUCAUGUAGCGCGCCCCUCUCCCCCCCCCCCAAAAAAAAAAAUUCUUUUUAUUUUAUUUGUCAGUGAUUAUUUAUAUGUCCAACUUGAAUGGAUGCAACUUAUUUAUGCAGUAUAUAUUUUACAUUGACUAAUAUUAGUAACAGAUUAUUAUUUUAGAGUAUUGUAUUAAUGUUAAGUAGUAAUAAACGUACUCGAUUGAAACUGGGAA